CCUAACCUGUCCACCAACACAGCAACAUCACACACAUUUUGGAUUAGCUAAAUAAACCAUUAAAUAAACCAUAAAUCAGGAAGAGUAUAUAUAUUCUAUAUAUACUCUUCUUGUUAAAGCAAAGCUGUCCAUCACAAUAUGGCAUUCAGCGUAAUAUAUGCUGCUUGCUUAACUGCUGGACAGAACAAAAAAAAAAAAAAAAAAAAAAAAAAAGAAGGACGAACUGACUCCCUGACACUGUGCUCAGCUACUAAUAGGAGGUCUCCACAUUAAACCACAGACUAGUAUUGACGCUGAAGACAGGAUGAUAUUUGGGGGCGCACAGGUUCUUUGCACAACAAUCACACAUUACAUCACCAUUUGAGGUGGAGCCUUCAUCCUUCGUUCAAUGUUCAAUGCAUGACUUAAAACAAAAGUCUAAUUAGUCUUGAGAAGCCUCAGGAAUCUUUCACUGAGCUGUAACCAGUAAAAACCAGAAGCAUUGAGAAGGAAACCUGGCAGUGAUAACAAAUAAGUGUCUCAACUGAUAACCUGAAAGACUCCCAACAACCAGAGUCUUUUCUUUUACUAGUUUGCUUCGGUUCCUAGCUCAUGUUGUAUUCUCCAUAGGGCACCGCAGAUGGCAGUCACAACUCCUCGGUCUUCUAUCCUCUAUUCACUCCCCUAUUUUUUGGUGUUUUUAGUGUUUUUGUCAUAACCUGGACUUUCAGUUGCCACUUUGUAUUUUAUUUUAAUGCACUUCCGGUUUUUGCUAAUAUCAUGUUUAGUUCUUGCUUUGCUUCCGGUUCACACCAUCUGGAAACUAUCAGUAAUCAGAUUCCUGCAUUUAAGCACCAAUACUCACCACAUCUAGUUGCCAGAUUGUCAGCUUUGUUUAGCCAGCAUUCCAGCAUUCCAGAACCCGUUUGACCAUUGCCUAGUCCUGACCUGGUCUCUUGUCCAGCCUGUGAAUCUUGUUUCGCCGCCGUGAGUGUUGGCCUUUGCCUGUCUUGACCACCAUUUGCCUAAGCCUUGCCUGUACCUGGUUGCCCCUGCUGUGUACCGACUUCUGCCUGUCGGACUACAAGCCUUAUUAAAUCACUUUAACCUCAAAUCCUGUCUCGUGCUGUGCACAUGGGUCCAUUGCCUAGCUGUUUUUAAUUUAUUUUAUACAGCCACUCACGGCCUCAUGGAUCACUUACUCCAGAGAGACACUCCUGUCUCUCCAGCUGUGGUGUGGUUGAAACAGGAAGUCCUUCAGAAUAAAACCAAAACUAUGGCCGAAACAGGACAGUACUAGGCCAUACGUGGCUGUGACUGCAUAACCCUCGCCUGAAUUGGAGAACCGGGGAGAUUGAAGAGUGGGGCCAGGACUGUGACUGUACCUGUCACUGACCGCGCUCAGCCCCAGAAUACCCUGAGAAGUCGGCAGCGGCGGGAGGCCCCACCGAGGAAGUCUUUCUGCAUAAGGUACCAGAGUGUUAUCAUGAUCUUUGAUCUGUGUUUAGUAAGCAGAGAGCAGCAUCACCUUCCCCUCAUCGCUCACACGAGUGCGUGAUCAAUAUAAGACCUGGGACCACUCCACCCAAGGGCAGAUUGUUUCAGCUCUCACCCAAGGAGCAAGAGGCCAUGAAGGAGUAUCUGGAUGACGCGCUGGUGCCCAGACUCCUCCACCUCAUCACUAGCAGGUGCGGGAUUCUUCUUUGUGUGGGAAGAAGGAAGGAUCGCUUUGUCCCUGCAUCGACUAUCGAGAUCUCAGGUGUUUACCAAAUUAGAUCUCUGCAAUGCCUACCAUCUAGUCAGGAUUCAAGAAGGAGAUGAAUGGAAGAUCGCCUUCAACGCGCCCAACGGUCAUUACGAACAUCUCGUGAUGCCGUUCCGUUUGACCAACGCUUCUGCAGUAUUUUAGGGCCUUGUCAACAACGUUCUUGGUAACGUGAUUAAUGUUUUUAUAUUCGUCUACCUAGACAACAUCCUGAUUUUCUCCAGGUUCGAAGAGGAACACUGACUCCACAUUUGCAAGGUCUUAAAGCAGCUCUCGAGUUUCGCCUCUUCGUUAAAGUGGAGAACUGUGAGUUCCACAAAUCCACCGUGUCAUUUCUGUGGUUUGUCACCUCUCAGUGAUAGGUGCUUAUGGAUCCUGCAAAAACCCAGGCGGUGGAGGAAUGGCCAAUGCCGCAUGAGACACGAGGGGUUCAAUGGUUCCUGGUGUUCACCAACUUCUACCAUCGGUUCAUCCGGAGGUUCUGUUCGCUAGCUGCCCCUCUUCACACCCUCACAUCUUCCAAGGUCCAGUUCCGGUGAUCACCCGAGGCGGGUGACCACCCUCCACAGAAGAGGCGGAGCAGGCCUCUCAGCUUCUAAAGAAGAGCUUCACCUCGGCACCCAUUCUCCAGCUGCGCGAUCCGGCCCGUUUGUGGUGGAGGUAGAACAUCCAAGACCAUCCAAUUCAGGAAUCGGGGCAGUCAUUUCCCAGCGGGAUCCAGCGGACGAUAAGCUACAUCCUUGCGCCUUCAUGUCACGCAAGAUAACUUUAGCAGGAAGGAACUACGAAAUCGGCGACCGUGAGUUGUUAGCUGUAAAGGGAGCUCUGGAGGAAUGGCGAAACUGGCUGGAGGAAGCAGAACAGCCCUUCAUAGCUUCUACAGACCACAAAAAUUAAGGAAUAUCUCUAAACGCCGAAAUGUUUGAUUUCAUGCCAGGCUCGCUGGCUAACUUCCACCUGUCUUAUCGCCCAGGUUCCAAUAACGGCAAGCUGGAUGCCCUGUCCAGGAUCCAUGAGGUCGAGUUCGAGCCAGAGAAAACCGAGCCAAUUCUUCCAGCCGGUUGUGUGGUCGGGGCAGUCACCUGGUCCAUCGAGAGCCGGGUGAAAGAGGCUAUCAGAGCCCUUCCGGCCAUUCCGGAGGAUCCACCUAACCGAUUGCUUGUGCCACCAGAGCUAAGAGGGAAGUAGACAUACAGGAGCUGAUUGAACGGCGUUCGUGGUAGGAGGAUGGUUCUGGUGGCCCCCGGUCCAAGCGUGACAUCCGGCAGUACGUCGAUGCCUGUCCUACCUGCGCUCACCAAACUUGGUCUCACAUUGCAUUGAAGUCCGUCACCGGGUUGCAACCAUCAUAAGGUAACACAGUUGUCAUGACAGUCAUCGACAGAUUCUCCCAUUUAGCCCACUUUGUUCCCAUGGCUAAGAUGCCUUCGGCCAAGCAGACGGCCUUGGCUGCGCUGGAGCACGUAUUCCGGCUGCACAGGUUCCCAAGGGAUAUCGUCUCGGACUGAGGACCUCCAUUCGUAUCUAGGUUCUGGCGAGAGUUCUGCUUGUUGCUUGGGGCCCAGACCAGCUUGUCAUCUGGAUACCACCCAGAGUCCAAUGGACAGACCGAUUGGACCAACCAACAGCUGGAGGCCGGACUUCGACUGUUGGCGUCCCAGAAUCCCGCCAUCGCUAGAGUAGUAUAUUUAUGUAUCAUAUCAUAUAUUAUUAUAUAGGUAGUGAACAAUCUGUUCGGGUCAAGUUAAGAUGCAGUGACUGUUCCUCAACCCUUGCAGUUUGGCAGGGUUGUUGUCUGGGGAGCAUCUGGGAUAGACUCCAGGAAACAGACAUUUACAUUUACUUUUAGCAGUAAAAUUGAUCAUUGCUUAUGAGAGAAGUACAGAGAGUAGAUGGGUUCGUGUGGGGUGGGGUGAAAGAGUUUGCGUAAACUGGGUUCGCAGAAUCCGUGUUCGCAGAAUCUGUUGUUGUUAACAAUGUUUAUCCAAGCUGUUCCUAAGGAAAUAUUCAAAAUGUCACGCCGACCUGGGAAAGGAACUGGGAGGUUGAUGGUGGGCCAGAUGCAGCUGGAGCUGGACAGAUAACACGGCCCAGCGCCAGGACUUUCCAAGUAGCCGAGAAAAACAUCUACACGUCCUUAUUUGGACAUGUGGAAAGAUGUUAGGUGGUGGUUAAAAGCAGGCCUUCACAGGCUGGGGUUUUCAGAGCGCUUCGCAGAGGGUCCGCUGGUAGCACACAGCGGACCUUUUCCGACCUCUCGGUUCCCUCUGCAGAGGAACAAGCAGGUGAAUUCGGUCUCUGCCUCUCUUGUUAUUACUCUUUUGUAAUCAUUAUAUGAUUGUUUUAAUUUGUCAUGUAUAAUAAAUUUGUAUGCUAUUGAUUUAAACUUCAAAGUUGAGUUCUUGUGAAAUCUCUGUCGUGGUUGAAGAGAAUAGAAAUACAUGACAGAAAUUGGCGUCACUCCAAGCAGGCAGGUCAUAGCCGGGUCUGAAGCCGACAGGUGCCCGACUGCACCCAGCCCGAGACGACUCGUCACUGGUGGCCACAGAACUGAGCGCGAUGAGGGUAAAUCCGGAUCUGGACUCCUUUCCCACCAUCAGCAGAAGAACCGAAGGAGAAGAAGCGCCAACCAACAACCAGAACAGGGUGGAAGCUCUGACACCACAGCAGCUGGAGGACACAGACCACAGCAUGGACGCCUCACAGACUCCCACAACGUCUGCAGCCAUCACGUUCUGGGCUCAUCAGAUGAACCAGCUACUGCAAGCGUGUGUGUCUGACACAGACACCUGCUUAUGACAAUCAGCAAAGGAAAACAAGGACAGAGCAACAGCAGAGAAGACGUGCUCUGACACAGACACUGGUUGAAACAACAGGAGAGGCUUCAGACGUGAUCGGCCCAAUAGAGCUGCAUCUGAGGAUCCAGGAAAGGUCUGUCAUCGAGGAACAACUGUCCCAUUGAAAGGCUUCACCCACUGGCGCUCACAUCAGACUGAUGGUUGGGGAAGGAGGAAGGUGACGGUUCCUUUUCACGUGACGUACAAGACGGUACCGCAAAAACACACACACAUUCAUGCACGCAAUGAAGUAACACGCUUACAGCUGAUACACGCUCAAAUUCAUGUUCAUGCUUAUCUGUUCGCAAUGAAGAAUCGCUUUUUGCUUAAAAAAUCCCACAGAGUGAUUUUAAAAUGAUGACAAACAGCUAAAUGACAACUGCUGCAUGACUUUACAGUCUGAUGGGUUCAAACUAUUUUAACUUGCAACAAAUUCAGUAAUAAAAUCCUUCAUGUUUCUAAAAAUACUUGUGCACACUAUAGGUUUGUCUGGCCAGACUAUAGGAAAACAAAACAAAAACAAAACCAGACUAUAGGAAGACUGAAACCGACUGAAACAGACUAUCAAUGACUAUUUAAAAGGGAACACGACUAUUAGAGAGAACAAAUAAUAAUUACUGUACGUACCAGACUAUUAAAGAAAAACUUACUGUUCCUCUGUCUUGCACGACAUCAGGUCACGACAGCAAGACACUCAAACAUUAAUUUUUGCUUUAAAACUUAUGCCCAGUUAAUCUACUAGGAAGAGAUCUCAUGUGUAGUUUAGGUAUUUCACUGAUUUCCACUCCGGAGGGAGUGCAGGUCACACCCACGGACAAUGUAAAUAAUUUUUCUUUUGUUUGUGUUAAUUUCAGCUCAGAGCCGCUGCUCUAUUCUUAUCAGUGGCUGCUGAAGGGAGAGGCUGUAACUGAGGCCCUCAUACAGGCUGCUCGACAGCUUGUUUCCCCACAAAACACAACCUUUAGAGACGCAUCUGACCUGUCUUGUACAGCACAUGUGUCCACUGGUCCUGAUGAGAAGUUUGAAAAAUCAUGGUUACGCACACAUCGGACCAACUGACCUCAACCUCUCUAUUCUGGGAUGAACAUAGGUCUGCGCUUGCGAUUUCUCUCACUAACGAACAAGAGAGAUUUGUUGAUGCUUAUUCUACAGAUCCACAUGUCCUUCUGUCAAAACACGACGGAGACAGAUGGCAGGACUUGGGUCCUUUCGUGGACAGAUGUCAAAGGGAAGGAGACUGGCAAACGACUUCCGACCCGAAUGUGAUGUAUUCACCUACCUUGCAUGCUUACAAAAAACUUUUUCAGUCUAUCUUUCAUGCGCAGCGUACAGUGCACUUGGUACCUCAACAUUCCACACACACUCCACACCACGUGUUUUUGUCGGAGGACGCUCUGACGCAGUAUCCAGCCUUACAGGAAGUUCCGGCUUCCCUGUGGGCCACACACAAAUAUGAUGUAGGUUUGAUCAAAGGGUGUGACCCAGUGGUCAUCACGCCAAAAUCUGACUACAGACCAUGCAAACGGCAAUACCCUUUAAAGAGAGAAGCAAUUGAAGGGAUAACACCGGUGUUUAACACUGUCCCAUGUGACAACUCUCCAGUGAGGACUCCACUCUUCCCGGUUAAGAAAAUCAGAGACAAAGGACAGCCAACAGAAUGGAGGUUUGUCCUGGAUCUGCAAGCAGUAAAUGCAGCGGUCCAACCACGCGCGCCUACGGUACCGAACCCCUACACCAUUCUUUCUCAGGUUCCGCCCAAGGCUAAAUUUUUUUCAGUAAUUGAUUUGGCCAAUGCUUUCUUCAGCGUGCCCGUCCACAAAGACAGUCAAUUCUGGUUUGCUUUUGAAUUUAACGGAAAGUCGUACACCUUUACCAGACUGUGCCAGGGGUAAAUUACAGUUUGUUCAGACAGAAGUUACCUUCCUAGGUCACAUCAUCACCGCUGAAGGGAAAUCCAUUUCACAUAAAAGAGCUGAAGCUAUUCAGAACCUGCCUAAACCGUGCACAUACAAACAGCUUAUGUCCUUUUUAGACAUGUGCUCUUAUUGCAGGAAUUUCAUUACUAACUGCGCCGUCUUGGAGGCUCCGCUUAGAGCUCUGAUGCAGACGUCUUCUGCAUCCACCACCCGCUUCACGUGGACAUCUGAAGCUGAACAGGCGUUCACUGACCUCAAACUUCCUCUUCAGUCGGCUCCUACUUUGGGUCUGCCUGACCCUACGCGACCUUUCACCCAAACAGUGGAUGAGAAAUCAGGUUGUAUGACCUCUGUCCUUCUACAGGAUCACGGAGGGCGUCCACGCCCUGUAGCCUAUUUCUCUGCUAAACUUGACCCAGUCACUGCGGGGCUCCCACAAUGCCUCGAGCAGUGGCUGCGGCAGAGAAAGCCGUGCUGGCAUCACGUGACAUUGUUGGCUAUUCUGAUGUCACCCUGCUGGUUCCUCAUGCCGUGUCUUUGAUCCUUUUAGAACAGAAAACAUCACAUCUUUCUACAGCCCGAUGGCUUAGAUACAACACCAUCUUACUGGAAAUGCCAAACAUUACUUUCAAAAGGUGCAAUGUGCUUAACCCAGCCACUUUGUUUCCAGGCCCUGACGAUGGCGAGCCUCACAACUGUGUUUCGGUCUUGAACCAGGUCUGCACUCCGCGCCCAGAUCUAUCGGAGGUGCCUAUUCCUAACUGUGACCUCGUUCUCUUUGUUGAUGGCUCCGCCUCUAGAGACCCUGCUUCGGGCCACUGUCAGGUUGGACAUGCAGUUUGCACCUCUCAUACUGUUUUACAGUCUGGCGCUUUUCCAGGCUUUGCUCAGGCUGCAGAGUUGAUCGCACUGACCGAAGCUUUUAAAUUGGCUGAAGGGAAGUCUGUUACUAUCUACACAGACUCCAGAUACGCUUUUGGCGUUACACAUGACUUUGGUGCUCUGUGGAAACACAGAAAGUUUUUGAAAUCUGAUGGCAAACCUAUCUUGCAUCAUGAUAAGGUUGCUGAUCUGCUCGACGCAAUUCUGUUACCAGCUGCAAUUGCUGUAUGUAAGUGCCCCGCACACACUGGGGGCGCUGAUCCCAUCUCUGCUGGAAACGCACGCGCUGAUGCUGCUGCAAAGGCAGCUGCCCGACUUCCCCUUCCCUUUGUUCCCUGCCUCUUAUCCUCCACCUCUACCCAACCUCCCUCUCCUCCCUCUGCUCUCCCUGAUCUUCAAACAUUCUCUACCCCACAGGAACGCAAGCUCUGGCUGACGAAUGGCGCCACCAGUAGCCAUGGCGUUUGGUAUGGGCCCGACGGCAAACCUUGCCUACCUAAACACUUUUUCCCUCAUAUUGCGAAGUUGACACAUGGAUUAGACGAUGUAUCAAAGGGGGGAAUGUUAGAUGCGCUUACAAAACAUUGGUACACUAAGGGAUUUUCAAUCUAUGCACAAAAAUACUGUGAAGCAUGUAUGACAUGCGCCCAACACAACCCAGGUAAGUCGGUUGCCAAACCACUGGCAGCUCACCCACCACCGGAACAGGCGUUUGACCAUUUAAUGUUGGACUUCUUCGAACUAACGCCAGCAGAAGGUAAAAAGUAAUGUUUAGUGAUUGUUGAUAUGUGUUCAAAAUGGGUGGAGGCCUUUCCAGCUAAACAUGCUAACAGCCAUGCAGUUACCAAAGCCUUGCUGACGCAAUGCUACAGUACUGUAAGAACUUAUCCACUGUUCUGUCUCAAAUCUCCAAACAGGUGAAAGCGGCUCUGCCCAAACAGUCGACAGGACCAUUACACACCAUCCAACCAGGGCACUGGGUGAUCAUUAAAGAGCUUCGCAGGAAGCACUGGAACUCAAAGCGGUGGCAAGGUCCCUUCCAGGUCCUUCUGACGACCCACACGGCUAUAAAGAUCGCAGAAAGAGUGACUUGGAUCCACUCCAGCCACUGCAGGAAAGUCCUGGAUCCAACAGACGACCCUCCAUCUACACCACAUGAGAAAAUCACCAAUAACGAAAAGAACUGAGAAGGACGACCCUCACUGUGCUCACACACGCACUAAGGCGAGGCUGCGUUGACCGUUCAGCUAAAGGUGUGAGCCAAGCGGCGCCUGAAACUGCGCCGGUGAAUCACACUACCAGACCAAUACAUCUACACACACGUUCCUGAGAAAACACACACGAGCAGCCUUGAGUUGCCGACGCUGGACGACGUGUAGACUCUUCACAUCACGGGGAGUGACAGUGACUCAGACGACAUUGGGAGGAAACCUGGCGGUGAUAACGAAUCCCAAGUGUCUCUGUGAUCAGCUGAUCACAACCUGAAGAACCCCAAAGAACUAUCAAGGUGUCAACAAACAGGUUGUAAACAAUCUAACGCCACUGUUCAACAGGAAGAAGAAGACAUUGAUUGUGACCCUGUUGUUUUUGAUCUUCAUUGUAUGUUACUUUAAUAUUUGCUCUAAAUUGAGUGGUUGAUUUACAUGUAUACCUCUCUGUGAUUUUAUCCACUAUUUUUAAACAAAACAUUUUAUGUUUCCCUUUGAUUCACACUUACACACAAAUUUUUAUCUUCGACUGAUGCAAAAUGACAUCCACCAGACGAAACAAGAUAAAAAUGAUUGUCAUAUCGACGUUGACAGUGAUAUGCGUAGUCACUCUGACAUUCGCAUCAACCGAAGACACUCUUAUCCACCGCACACCAGAGUCACCCACAAAUCGAUCAUGCUUAGUUUGUGCCGUUAGAGACCUGAUGACCAUGACGGAACAAUUGCCCCACAUAGCGAAGACAACAUGGCAGAAUAGAAUGGCCUUAGAGAUGUUAUUGAAGUGUUUGUGUCAGGUUUGGUAAAAAAUGCUGUACCUUUACCCAGGAUGACUGAACAUGAUCUGAUUGAUUAUAGGCUUAUGUCCCUGUCUUUUCAAAGCUCAUACACAAGGGUUAUUCUAGUAUAACUACCCACAAAAACAGCUCACAAUCUUUUAUCCCUACGCCAUUUACAUUUUCAUAAGCAAUACAUUUAACAAAUCAUUUUUAAAGAAUCCUUUAUUACUAUAGAAUGAAUGCCACGAUUGACAAUUUUUAUUCUUUUAAUGUUUGAUUUUGUGUAAUCAAAAGGGGGGAACUGUAAUGGAAAAAUUGUACUUUAAUGCUUUUUGUGUUCAUUUCUGACUCUGUAUAGCGACCAUGCAUUCUGUACUUGUUGAUUAGACGCAGAACUGAACAUUCUCAGACAGACAAUCUAUCUCCCUCUCAAGGUGACCGAUUGUUCAUGGCCUGUGUCUGCCUUUUACCCCUGGGCUCUGGCUCCUUUCUGUCUGAUGCCUCACCAGACCCAAGGCUGUAAACCUUGUGUAUUCCCUGUGUAAUGUAAACAUCUUCACCCACAGUGUGAUAAGAAGAUUCCACCAGGUCCAGGGAGAAAGGUUAAAAGGCAGAACCAACUUGAGGAUCGUGGGCUCUUUGCAUCACACCUUUGUGGCGUGUGCACUGAUCUCCCCAGCUGGUUUUUGGUUUGUUGAUGUGCACGAUCAACAUCUAUGCUUUUUGAUUUGCUUUCCCCAUUAUUUUUAUUUUCUUUAUUAUUUCAAUAAAUCGCACAAAAGUA
This is a messenger RNA of Betta splendens (Siamese fighting fish), 10147 nucleotides long. RefSeq lists its product as uncharacterized. Gene Ontology annotation, molecular function: RNA-DNA hybrid ribonuclease activity; nucleic acid binding. The record is from RefSeq and is a predicted model, not a curated record. The transcript has 3 exons. The coding region runs from base 6936 to 8147 and encodes 403 amino acids. Lineage: Eukaryota; Metazoa; Chordata; Actinopteri; Anabantiformes; Osphronemidae.